Penicillium cataractarum is the source of this 1587-nucleotide messenger RNA. Its product is annotated as MFS transporter. Bases 1 to 1587 code for a protein of 528 amino acids. The record is from RefSeq and is a predicted model, not a curated record. Gene Ontology annotation, biological process: transmembrane transport. NCBI's taxonomy places the organism in Eukaryota, Fungi, Ascomycota, Eurotiomycetes, Eurotiales, Aspergillaceae. Gene Ontology annotation, molecular function: transmembrane transporter activity. The transcript has 2 exons.
AUGGCUUCCCCAGAGAGAGAGAUUCGUGCUGGAGACACACCAGAUGCCGAAAAGGUAUCGAAUUCAUUUCGCGAGUCAUCCACUCUACUUCUCUCUGAAGGGCAAGCUCUCGCAAAGGCAAGAAGCUGUCCCGAUGAUGCGCUCCCAAUUCUGAUCACGUACGCAUUCGAUGAUCACGACAAUCCCAGAAACUGGCCUAAAUGGCGGAAAUGGUACAUUACGUGCCUAGUCAGCAUGCUCAAUGUCUUCACAACCUGGUGCGCGGGAGGUAUAUCCUCAGGUGCGACGGGCAUCCAAGAAGAAUUUGAUGUUUCGUCAGAGGUUACCACUCUGUGUCUCUCGCUAUAUGUCUUGGGAUAUGCCAUUGGCCCCGUUCUUCUCGCUCCGCUAUCGGAGUACUUUGGUCGCCAGCCUGUCUAUGUCGUUUCAUGGUUUCUCCUGUUCAUCUUUCAGCUUCCCCUUGCACUGGCUCCCAAUAUCGGCACCAUCCUAGUCUGCCGGUUUAUCGCAGGCUGCGCUGGUGGUGCGCCUUUGACCAACACCGGUGGGAGUAUCAGCGAUUUAUGGGAGCGAAACGAAAGCGGAGGCCCAAUGGCAGUGUAUGGUCUCAGCAGCACAUUUGGCCCUCCCAUGGCCCUCGUCAUUACCGGUUACAUUGGCCUAAAUGUAGGCUGGCGCAUGAUCUUCUGGGUACUGAUGGCCAUGACAGGUGGAGUGUGGAUCCUACUUGUCACCACCGUGCCCGAGACACGGCACACAACCAUCUUGCAAAAGAAGGCAAAACGGGCGCGCAAGCAGAUGAAAAAGGAAAACCUCCGAUCCGCAGAAUCGACCGUCGACGUCCAUGCUAGUGGGCGAAAGGGCCUACACGAACUAUUUGCCAUUACCCUCACCCGUCCCUUCCGGUUCCUGCUCUCCGAGCCCAUUACCACGUUCUCUGCUAUUUACAACGGAUUCCUCUAUGGCCUGGUCUAUCUAUUCAACGAGGCGAUUCCCCUUGUCUUUGGAGCCCCCAAAGGUCACCCCUUCAAUGUCGGUCAGCAAGGACUUGCAUUCCUCGGAAUGGCAAUCGGCCCCAUCAUCGCAUUCUGCAUGUACCCACUUCAAGAGAGAUACUACCUCCGUCGAGUCGCCGAAAAUGAUGGCCAUGGUGUCCCUGAGGCGCGUAUGUGGAUGGCACGAGGUGGUGCCAUGCUGAUUCCUAUCAGUCUGUUCUGGUUUGGAUGGACCAGUUAUCGCUCAGUUCAUUGGAUUGUACCGAUCAUUGCCUCCUCUCUGUUUGGUGCCGGGAUCUACAUCGUGAUUCUUAGCAUCCUCAACUAUGUUGUCGACAGCUACCAGACCUAUUCAGCCUCUGCACUUGCGGGCGUGAUUCUGGUUCGCAAUGUGGUAGGAGCUGGAUUUCCCCUCUUUGCGACACAGAUGUAUGAGAAGCUGGACUAUGAGUGGGCAUCUAGCCUUUUGGGAUUCAUAUCGAUCUUGUUGGUGCCGAUCCCAUUUAUCUUUUUCUAUAAAGGAAAAGCUAUUCGACUGCGGAGCCCUUGGGCAAGAGAACAUUUUGACCAGAGCGAGGAUAGCCCUCAUUGA